CCUUGAACUACCUUUUACACAAAAGACCCUCAUUGACGUUUCUGCAGUGCAGUUUUUAAUUGUCAAAUAUUUUUUAUAAAUAAUACAAAGGGUCCUUUUCGAAGCAGGACUCUUUGUACUCAAUACAAGUUUGUCAGAACUCAUUUUCAGAACAUAAAGUAUGUAAGAUGACCUCAAUAAGUAGUAGUAACGUAUCUGCGCAAAGGUCUCCAAUAAUUCAAGCAGAUAUAAGGAGUAAAUCAUGUGAUACGGUUUGUACCUCAAAUUCAAGUUGUUUUUUCAAAAAAAGAAAACCGAUGAAUCCCUUAGCUUACUCGAUAAGGCCGACAUAUCAUAAGGCGAAUAAUAAUCCAGUGAAACAGAGAGUUAUGUCUGCUAAAUUGCUGAAAUUGAGGCAGUUACAAAGUCAGUUGAAUGAUGCGAAUUUUCAUCUGGUUGAGGUUGCUAGAGAAAACCAAGUAUUAAAAACGUUGCAAAAGAGACAAGAUAAGGCUUUAUCAAAAUAUGAAAAUACAAACGCUGAUUUGCCACGUCUUCUACACUCGCACGAAGAAGAGAUCCGUGUUCUGUCAGACCGAAAUAAAAAUUUAAAGAAACACGUUAAAGAUCUCACAGAACAAUUGAAACUAAGAGAAGAUGAAUUGCUAAGAGUCAGAGAACAGCUAUCCCAUUUGGAAAAACUAAACAGGGAUAAGCAUUUAGUGGAAAGGGAAAAACUAACCGAUCAAAUGGAAGAUAUGAAGAUCAGGCUGCAAAAAAGCGAGGAACAAGUGAUAGUGUUGAAUAGGAAAUUAAUUUUGGAAGGUAAAACAUCUAGGCAGAGAUUAAACUCGGAGUUGACCCGGUAUAAACAGAGUCAAAGGGAGUUGCUGCAUGCUCUGGAUGAGAUUGACAGGCUCAGUGGAUUACUUGAGGCUAAAGAAAAUGUAGUGCGUCCUAGAAACCCGAGAUUCCUUAAAGGAAACAUGAGGGAUUCCGUGUCUUUGAUGAGCCUGAAGAAUUUACAAUGUCAGAAAGCGCAAGUCAGUAACGAAAAACUGAACGGUUUGAAAGAAAUCAGUCAAACUCCCGUGACUGAAGUGAAACUAGAACCCUUGGGAAGUGCAUUUGGUAGGAAAGAUUCUGGAAGUAGUGGUUCCAGGAAGAACAGUGGAAGUUUUAGAGCUCCCAUGGAGAAUAUCAAGCAAAGACUGACAGGAGAUGGGCAGAAAAAUAAUGAAAUUAAUGGAAAUAUGGAUGAUAAUCCAGAUGAUAGGGAAACGUCUUCGUCAAGUCUGAAAAAUCGACCUAGUAGUUCUGUUAAGUUAGAGAAACUACCUAUGGUCGUGGAAAAUCAAAAAACGAAGAGCGAAGACGUGAAUAAAGAGGUUUUUGAAGAAAAAAAUCGCACAGAAUUAAUAUUUCCUAGUAUACGUAAUAGUAAAAUAAUUACUGAGAAAUUUAUAAGCGAAGAACGACGGGUAAGCGAGAUGCAAGCACAAUCCAAACAGGUGAGUUUUAGUGAAGACACUAAAGAAGAUGAAUACGAAAAUUCUUCUGGCGAUGAACUGACAAAUAUUAUGCAUCAAAUAAAGAGGGAAAAAGACACUAAACUGGCUUUACUGAAAAUGAAUAGAAACAAACUUGACAAUACGGAUGGCAACAGUUCGAACGGUAGCUGCGAACAGGGUGAGGAAGAUUUUGAAAAACUUACUGAAUCUUUAGACGCUGCUAUACAAAGAGCUACCGAAAAUUCCAAGGAAGAAUUCGACAAAAAGUUGGGAAACUACUGUUCAGAAGUUUUAUCUAGCGUAAAAAACUGUAACAAAGUAAUCGAGGUGCACAAAGAAAGUCUUCUUUCGUCGAAAAAAGAUACGAAUUCUUUGAUAGACACGCUGAGAAGAACAGAGGCUGCCGAACACAAAUUGAAAAAUUCCUUUUUUGACAUGAACGACGAUAUGUCGUUUGUCCAGGAAAUACUUAACGAGGAAUACAAGUUUCAACUGGCGCACAAUGAUUCCAUGAAAAAUCCCAACCAAGACAAGAAACCAUUGGUGAAUCUAGAGAAUAAGAAAAAACUGUUGGCAACACUGCGUGCAAUAGACAACGGUGAUAGUAUCGAGAGCUUAGAAGAAUCUAAACCGAAUAUGAUGAAAGAGAUAUUUGGUCACAUAGCCCAUUAACCGAUUUCAAAAAAUACAUAAUUAUAAUGGAACAAGAAUAACAAAAUGUUAUAUAUAAUAUAUAUUUAUU
Molecule: messenger RNA, 2232 nt
Organism: Sitophilus oryzae (rice weevil)
Lineage: Eukaryota; Metazoa; Arthropoda; Insecta; Coleoptera; Curculionidae
Product: lebercilin-like protein
Exons: 8
Coding region: 168-2162 (664 amino acids)
Biological process (GO): intraciliary transport
Cellular component (GO): axoneme
Source: RefSeq, a predicted model, not a curated record